Messenger RNA from Ipomoea triloba (trilobed morning glory), 1258 nucleotides. Its product is annotated as tetraspanin-3-like. The coding region runs from base 174 to 1031 and encodes 285 amino acids. Gene Ontology annotation, biological process: auxin-activated signaling pathway. The transcript is spliced from 2 exons. NCBI's taxonomy places the organism in Eukaryota, Viridiplantae, Streptophyta, Magnoliopsida, Solanales, Convolvulaceae. The record is from RefSeq and is a predicted model, not a curated record. Gene Ontology annotation, cellular component: plasma membrane; plasmodesma.
AUAUUUAAACUCUGAGAGAGUCAAUGGCUUCAACACACACCUCUCCAUAGCUUGAAGCAAAGCUUCCACUUUCUCUGCCUUCACAGUUCACACCCAUCAAAUUCUGGAGAUUUGCAGAAAACCCAGAAAAAAAAAAAUUAAGAACAGAUUCUGGAGAUUAGACAAGAGGAGCCAUGAGAAGCAGCAACCAUUUGAUAGGUCUGAUGAACUUCUUGACAUUCCUGGCAUCAAUCCCUAUUCUGGGGGGAGGGAUAUGGCUGAGCAGCAGAGCCAACAGCACAGAUUGCAUGAAGUUUCUUCAAUGGCCGCUCAUAAUCAUUGGGGUGGCAAUCAUGGUGGUUUCUCUAGCCGGUUUUGCUGGGGCUUGUUACAGAAACACUUUUCUCAUGUACCUUUACCUGUGGGCCAUGUUCUUCAUCAUUGCUAUUCUUAUUGGCUUCAUCAUCUUUGCUUAUGCUGUCACUGAUAAGGGCUCGGGUCGACCCGUUUUGAACCGGGCAUAUUCCGAGUAUUACCUCCAGGACUAUACUGGGUGGCUGGAGGAGAGGGUCACAACUCAGAGCUAUUGGUCAAAGAUCAGUUCUUGUGUUAGGGAUUCUCAUGUUUGUGGGAAGAUGGGAAGGUCUGUUAAUGGAAUCCCUGAGACUGCUGAUAUGUUUAACCUCAGAAAGCUCAGUCCUAUUGAGUCUGGAUGCUGCAAGCCCCCCACAGCAUGUGGCUAUAUUUAUGGGAAUGAGACAUACUGGACCCCUGGAACGGGACUCGUUGGAGCUGACCCAGAUUGCGCUAGAUGGAGCAAUGACCAAGAGCAACUCUGCUACAACUGUGACUCUUGCAAAGCGGGUGUACUAGCCAGCCUGAAAAAGAGCUGGAGGAAGGUUUCUGUGAUCAAUAUCGUCAUAUUAAUCUUCCUAGUGAUCAUGUACGUGGUAGCCUGUGCAGCAUUCAGGCACAACAAACGUAUGGACAAUGACGAACCUUAUGGUGAAACCAGGAUGGAGAAGGCACAACCUAGCAGGAUACAUUUUUAGGAGACUGAAAACAAGACGGCAAAGUUAAAAAAUGCAGCUUUUAUGGCUUGAUCACCUUAGGCUUCUUAGAAAGUUAUUUGUUGAUAUGCCUUUUCUCUUGACCAUACCAACUACAAAUCACUAAAUCUUGUAUGGUGUCAUUGGUGUGCGUGUUUCUUUUUCUUUUUAUAUAUACUAAAUAUCCUUGUGCUUUACUUUCAUAUAAAAUGGACGAGUUUUCAGGAAUC